Messenger RNA from Capsicum annuum, 1112 nucleotides. RefSeq lists its product as uncharacterized. Bases 160 to 885 code for a protein of 241 amino acids. NCBI's taxonomy places the organism in Eukaryota, Viridiplantae, Streptophyta, Magnoliopsida, Solanales, Solanaceae. The transcript is spliced from 2 exons. The record is from RefSeq and is a predicted model, not a curated record.
CCGGAUAUCCUUAAGGAAACUCACAUUAUCGCUCUUUAAUCUUUCCUAAAUUUUCGACAUUAUUAGAGACCUUUUUGUCUUUCUAUUAUUCCUAUCUCCUUCCUCCCUGCAACGCCCAUUUAGUUUUGUAUAUAUAUUUUACACAUUGGUCAUGGGCAAAUGGCAAAAUUAACGAAAAAUCGAGGAAGGAGUAGGUUUUUAAAUUUUUGUAAAGCCAUAGUUUUCAACGAUGACACUACUAUAAGUAAACGGGGUCAUCAUACGUAUAAUUCAAAAGAUCUAUCUAAUUUGAAGCGUGUAGAAGAAAAGUUGGAUUCGAUGUUGGGAAAAGAUUACCCCAAAAUUUUCCGAACAACUCGAAAGGAGAAUGGCAUUGGCAAAAAUUUCUCUAAUGCACUCAAACAUGUGUUUUCUGAUACAUCAUUGGGGAAGAAAAUUUAUAAGGGUUCACUUGGAUCGUAUAAUAAGUUGUCAUCAAAAUUUGAGAAACUAUUUAUUCCUACAAAGUCUUCAUUCAAGGAUUUACUAAACACUACUAGUAGAAUGUCAAGAUCAACAAGCACUGAUGACUUUUCAUUAUUCACUACUUCAACAGUACCCUCUCCAUCUUCCUCUUCUUCUUCGUCUUCUUCUACUGCAUCUUUGCGAUCUACAUCGCAGAAAAAGCAAUUCACAUCGUUUCACAGGUCAACAUCGUGGAACAAUAUGCAAGUUUAUGACAACGUAAAAGAAAAAGAAAUCGCGCUACGUUACAAUGCGAACGUUGGGACAUAUUCUCUUUUAAUUUGUUUAUUGGUUUUGAUAUUUUGUGGUAAAGUAUGUGCAAUCAUUUGUACUUCAACAUGGUUCUACUUUGCUCCUUGUUGUUUCAAACGCAUUGACUAAGAUGAGUACCAGAAAAUUAAUGAUCGAUUGUUGUUAUAGUUACCAAAUGAAUUAUGUAACUUCAUAGAGGGCUUUUUCUCCUAACUAUCCUGUCUGUUUUUUUUUUCCUUUGCUUUUUUAUCAUGUCAUGUAAGCUGGUGCAGUUGAUAUUGCUUAUUUGUCAUAUUGUAAGUUGUACAAAAUGUAACACAAAUGACAGAAAUAAGAAACAAAAAUUGCAUAUGUGA